AUGAAGUUUGUUUCAGUUUCAAAACAUUCUAAUAUUCCUGGAGAAAUAGACAUUUUUUUAGGCAACAAUUAAGGCAACUCAAACGCUUACACAGAUAGUUUAAAUACUAAUUACUUCUUUAAUGUACAUCCUAAUGCAUUUUAGUAAGCCCUUGUUUAUUUUAGUCAUAUGUUUUUUGAUCAUAAAUAUAAAUAAAAAAAUGUUGAAAAAGAAAUAAAUGCUAUUCAUAGUGAAUAUUUGAAUACACUUAAUCAUAAUAAUUAUAUUGAUUUGUAUUUUUAUUAAAUUAUUUCCAAUUAAAAUCAUUUUUUUUCUAAUUUUACUUGUGGAAAUAAUAAAACUUUAAAUAAAGAUAAUAUAUUAAAAGAAUUAAUAUAAUUUGAAAAAGAAAAUUACAAAUCAAACAAAAUGAGUCUCGUUUUAUAUGGAAAAGAAUCCCUUGAUUAACUAAAAGAGUAUACAAAAGAAGCCGAAUUCGAAAAAAUACCUUAAGAAAAUUCUAAAAACGAAGAAUUAGAAUAUAAAUAAAAUUCCGAUUUUUUUAAAAAAAUUUAACUUUUUAAUAAUGUAAUAUAAUAAAAAAAAAACUAUAUUAAUAAUAAUAAAAAAAAAAGAAAACAUAUGGAAAUAUAUAUAAAAUAUAAGGACUAAAGUUAUAUAAAUUAUAUCCAAAGUAUUUUCCAAAAAGACUACUAUUAUUAUUUAUUAAACGAAAACUAUAUAUAAAGUCUUUAUUUUGUACUUAUAAAUGAAAUUUUAAACCUUUAUUAAUUAUAAAUUUCCCUUACGUAAAAAGGAAUUUUAUAAAUAGAAUUUUUAUUAAGUAGUUUUUUUGAGUAUUUCCGCAAGUUUAAAAUUUCGAAAAAAAAUUACGAAAAUGCGUACUCUUUGUCUAUUUAAUAAUUUAAUUUUGAAUAAAAAAAUAUUUAAUAAGAUUACAUUUCAGAUUUGGCUAAAAAUCUUAAUAAUCUUAAAUUUUCUAAAUCGAAUACUAUUUUAUAAAAAAAAACCAUUUAUGAACCUUUUGAUGAAAAAUAAUUAUAUAAAUUACUCCAAAUAUUCUAAAAUCCACUUAAAUGUAUUUAUAUCUUCAAAACAUCCGAUUUCAAACCCUAUAUAGGCCUUAAAACUGACUUUUUUGAAAUAAAAGACUCACAAUAUGAGCAAGAAGUAGCUUAAUUUAAUUUAAAAUAUUCGAAAAUAGGGAAAAUUAAAGAUAAGAACAUGCUUUUAAAUAGCAUAAAUGGUCCAAAAUACACUUAUUAAUUAAAUUUUUCGAAAAUGCCUACUAAAUUUUCGUUAGUGGAUGUUUGCGGGGAAGGAAAGAAAUUUGUGAAAUCUUAUUAUUUAUUUUUAUUAGAAAAAAUAAAAAAAAAUAUAUAUGAUGAGAAAUAAGAUUUAAAACCUUAUAUUUAUAAUGAAUAGAAUUUUAGAAAAUAAUGUCUUUAAAAAAUUGCUUUUCCUUUAGUUUUGGAAUAAAAUAAGAAAUAUAAAAUAUUCUAUUUAAUUGAAAAAAAAAUGCCGAAAAUUUAAUUUUUAAUACACUUUUUUAAUAAUAAAAAUAUACAUGAUAUUUACAAUUAAUAGAAAUUAGAAAUUUAUUCGAAAGUUUUAUCGUCUUAUUUUGAUAGUAUUUUUGAAGAUAAUUACUUAGUGAACUUUUCUAUUGAAAGUUAAAGUACUAUUUAUGGCUUUUAAUUAUAAAUAAGUGGAUGGAGUGAUGGUUUUGGGGAAGUUUUUGGAAAUGUUUUUGAUUUAAUUUAAUCUUUUAAAGUUAAUGAUGAGGAAGGGUUGUCUGUUUUAAAAGAAUAAAUUAUUUUUGAGUAUGAAAAUUAAAACUAUAAUAUAAAAGUACUCGAUGAUAUUUUAUAAGAGAAAUUAUUUUUAGUUUUAGAUAGUAGUUAUGUACCUUUAAGUGAAAAAAUAAAUUUGUUUUCAAAAAUUAAUUGCAAAGUAUUAAAUCAAAUUUCUUUUUCAGAAAACUAUUAUUUUGAUGUGCUUUUUAGUGGUAAUUUGUAGGUUGAAAAAGCACUUUCUUAUACUAAAAAUAUGUUUGAGAAACUCAAAAUAAAUACAGAGUUUGAAAAAAUGUAAGAUAUAAUUUUAAAAAUAGGAAAUUUAAAAGGAAAAAAUCUUGUUUUUUAAUCUAAAAAUUAACAAGAAAAUGACUAAAAUAACUAUAUUGUGAAUAUUUAUUAAAUAGGAAAAAGAGAAGAAAAAGAUAUUAUAUAUAAUAGCCUUAUAAUAGAAAAAAUGAACAGUUUUUUAUAUAAAUAUUUACGAACGGAUCUUACAUUAGGAUAUAUUGCAAAGGUUUAGAGUUUAAGUAUCGGUUGUGUUGAUUAUUUAGCAGUAAUUUAAUCCGGGGAUAAAAAAUAGGCUUCCGAUGUAGAUUUGAUUAUUGAGGAAGGGUUACAUUUAUUUAUUUAAUAAUUAAAAAGUGGGAAUGAGGAAGAAUUUUAGAAAGAUUUGCAAAAUUUAAAAGAGAAAUUAGAAAAACCUUAGGAUAAUCAUGAAGAUUUAAUUACUAUGUAUUGGAAUAAGAUUAUUUAGUAAAAUUAUGGGUUUAGGGUUUUAGAGCAUUAUUUGGAAAUUAUUUAAAAAUAGAAAAUUACGAAAAAAGGGUUAGCGAAAUUUUUAAAUAGAGUGUUUUAAGAAAAUAAAGGGAAAGUAAGCUUUUAGGUUUUUCCAUAUAGUUUUUAGGGAUAAAUUAAAUAGAGCGAUAUUCCUUAAGAUUUUAUUUAAUGUGAUUUUAUUAUUUGA
Messenger RNA from Ichthyophthirius multifiliis, 2763 nucleotides. RefSeq names its product insulin-degrading enzyme, putative. Lineage: Eukaryota; Ciliophora; Oligohymenophorea; Hymenostomatida. Gene Ontology annotation, molecular function: metalloendopeptidase activity; metal ion binding. Gene Ontology annotation, cellular component: cytosol; mitochondrion. The transcript has 4 exons. Gene Ontology annotation, biological process: peptide catabolic process. The record is from RefSeq and is a predicted model, not a curated record.